CACGUGGAAAGGUCGUUACCAGUUACUGUCCAUAACCUUCGUCCUCUUAGUCCUUACAUAGGACUGAUAACUCACAGGCGUGUCUCCUUCCUCGCCUUUCCCAUUACUCUCCUUAAUUCCUUUAGUCUGUUCUCUUGCUAUCUCUCACUCUAUCAAGCACUGUCUACUCCACUUCACAGAACCACGCUCUUCUUAGAUGGCCAUGGUCACUGCCUCUGCUCAUUGUUCUCUCAAGCUUUCCUCUCCUUUGCUACGCACCUCUGCGUUUCCCACUAUCCCAACAGCUUCCUCCAAAUGCUUCUUCCCUUCGUCGUUGACGCCUGAUUUAUCUGCCACUAGAAGAAGAGCUCUCUUCUCUCCUUCAGUUAUAAAAAGCAAAAUUAGCCAAGAUGUUGAUUGUGUUGAGGAGGCUGAGCGGCUACAAAUACAAGUGGGGAAGCCCAGUGAGACUUUCUUGUACUCCAAUCUUCUGCCUCUGCUGUUUUUGGCUGCUCUCCCUGGAGCUGGUGCUGUGACAUCUCUAUUUGAGCCUUUCGUUGAGCUUGUCAAAUCAUUCAAUCUUCCUGGAUGGCUAGUGCAUUGGGGUCAUCCAGGCAACAUGGCUGUUGUGCUUUUUGCAAUGGGUGGCUAUGGAUCUUAUCUUGGAUACCGGAUACGGUAUUCUGAUGAUAUGGAGGAGAAGGCCAAAGCCAAAGACUUGCACCCCAAGCUUCUAGCUGGGAUGUUUUUCUUCUUUGCUGCUGGAGCUACUGGUGGAGUAACAGCUCUUCUCACUUCUGACAAACCCAUUUUUGAGAGCUCUCAUGCUGUCACUGGAUUUAUUGGCCUUGGUCUCUUGACCAUUCAGACAAUUUUACCUUCUUUGUUUGAGGGUAAUCCAAACUUAAGAAGUGUUCAUGGGGUCUUGGGUACUGGGAUAAUGACAUUGUUUGUUGUCCAUGCUGCUCUUGGACUUCAACUUGGUCUAAGCUUCUAAUAUCCUCUCCAUGCCUAGAUUUCUUGGACAUUCUUCCAUUCUUUUAGCUGAUUAGCCUUCAUAUUUGGACACCAAUCAAGUAAAAAGCAGCAAAACAAGUGGGAUUUGUAAUUCGGCAGAGAAACAUACAGAACAAUCGAUGAUCAUGAAAUUGUUCCCCAAAUAAAGUAGAUAUGAUGUUAUGCCCCAACAUGUGAAUGUUUUAUAUAGUUUAAUACUUUAAUCUAAAGAUGCAACAUCUCAUGUGAAUUUAAGACUC
This is a messenger RNA of Rosa rugosa (rugosa rose), 1235 nucleotides long. RefSeq lists its product as uncharacterized. Lineage: Eukaryota; Viridiplantae; Streptophyta; Magnoliopsida; Rosales; Rosaceae. The record is from RefSeq and is a predicted model, not a curated record. Bases 197 to 976 code for a protein of 259 amino acids. The transcript is spliced from 6 exons. Gene Ontology annotation, cellular component: membrane.